AUGCACAAGGAUUGGGCUGCCUUCAAGGCAUUUAAGAAGAAAGUUGCGGAUGAUGAGAGUCGUGUUGCUCAGUUAAAGGCUAAGCUAGAAGCUGAUCAGGCCAAGUUUGAAGCUGAUCGAAAAACUGAAGAAUGGUCCGUUGCGGGCUGGAAGAGGAAAGCGGAAGCCGAAGCUGCCCUCCUUUCCGAGGAACGCAAGAACUGGAAGAAGAUUUGUGAAAAAGACAAUGCUGAAAAGGUGAAUCUCCGCAAUGUUAUCAACAAUCUUAAGGCUGAGAUUGAGAAAUUGAUGAAACAGGAUGCGGAGGUUGAAAAGUUGAAGAAGGAAAAAACUGAUGUGGAAGCUGCGCUAGAUGAGGCGCGUUCCCAUAGGGAGCGCAGUGAACAACGAGAGGUACAUGCCUGCGCCACUCUUGCUCUUAGGGAAAAAGAGAUAGAGAAACUUACCUCUUUGUUUUCUGACCAGGAACAACUUAAAAAAGAUUUGGAUCUUGCGCAUUCCGAAAUAGCUGAAGCCUCCCGCUGUUUAACUGAAACUGAAGAGAAACUGGAGAAUUUUGAAACAGCGCGGGCCACAGUGGAAAGCGAGCUUGAACCUUUGAAAAGUGACAUGGCAUGGCUGUGGGAGCGUGAGAUUGCCUGUGUUGCUGAGUCAGUGUUGAAUUUUGAAGAGCUGGAUAAGACUGUUGCACGCUUGGUAAUUGCUGUGCGGAAUGACGGGUAUGCCCAAGGUUAUGCUGAAUGUUCGCAGCAUGUGAAUAAUGCUCUGAAGGUUGACUGGGAUACCAGUAAAUCCGCCACUUAUGGUGCCAACACUGGUGCCACCUUUGCAGCUUUAAAGACAGAAUUCGAUAAUUUGCAGCUUCCUGUUAUGGACCUUAUAAAUGUUGCCUUGCAAUCUGAAGAUCACGUGGUGCAGUUGAAGGAGAUUUUCCCUGAUGAAGAUGAAAAUCUAGCAUAG
This is a messenger RNA of Helianthus annuus (common sunflower), 960 nucleotides long. Its product is annotated as fas-binding factor 1-like. The transcript is spliced from 2 exons. Bases 1 to 960 code for a protein of 319 amino acids. The record is from RefSeq and is a predicted model, not a curated record. Lineage: Eukaryota; Viridiplantae; Streptophyta; Magnoliopsida; Asterales; Asteraceae.